Messenger RNA from Aspergillus calidoustus, 333 nucleotides. Lineage: Eukaryota; Fungi; Ascomycota; Eurotiomycetes; Eurotiales; Aspergillaceae. The record is from the annotation of a GenBank genome assembly.
AGAAUCUCCAUUCAACCGUUGCCUCAUUCCCUGGAAAUGAAGUUCCUGACCACAGCCUUCGCCCUCGCUCUCCUCCCCCUUACCCUCGUCGCCGCAGACAGCCAUCGCCCUGCCCCUGAAGAAGGCGACCCCUCGGUGAGCCCUGUGAUCUCGCCCGCCGAGCUCUUCGAGCGCGCAACGCUCGUCACCUGCUCGAUCAUCAACGUCUCCUCAUACGUCAACUGCCGCGAUGGGCCGGGAACCGCCAACAAGGUCAUAGCGACGGCGCGUAAUGGGGACAAGUACAAGUUCUCGUGCUUUGCGAAGGGAGAGUGUAUCAAUGGCAAUUGGUGA